AUGGCCACAGUAGCCAACUCAACUAAAAGCUCAUUUAAACGCCUUAGGGGAUCAUCCCGAGGUUUUGGAGGCCAUUACAGCAUGGCAAUUCACCUCCCCUGCUCCCAACUGAUUGGAUUAACAGUAAUAUAUAGCUUAUGCACACAAAAAAAAAGAAAUCCUAACUUCUCAACUUAUAUAUGA
Histoplasma mississippiense is the source of this 183-nucleotide messenger RNA. RefSeq lists its product with no specific name. Bases 1 to 183 code for a protein of 60 amino acids. The transcript is spliced from 6 exons. The record is from RefSeq and is a predicted model, not a curated record. Lineage: Eukaryota; Fungi; Ascomycota; Eurotiomycetes; Onygenales; Ajellomycetaceae.